Molecule: messenger RNA, 153 nt
Organism: Aspergillus ruber CBS 135680
Lineage: Eukaryota; Fungi; Ascomycota; Eurotiomycetes; Eurotiales; Aspergillaceae
Exons: 1
Source: RefSeq, a predicted model, not a curated record
AUAGCGCCGAACGGACAUUUCUUGGGACAGAUACCGCAGCCAAUGCAAAGGCGUUCGGAAAUGAAGGCGAUCUUGGAUUCGGGGCUCACUUCAAUACAGAGCUUUCCGGUACGGACGACGGGGCAGGACUUCUUGCACUCCUGGCGACAUUUC